Messenger RNA from Sinocyclocheilus anshuiensis, 1575 nucleotides. RefSeq lists its product as uncharacterized. The transcript is spliced from 15 exons. NCBI's taxonomy places the organism in Eukaryota, Metazoa, Chordata, Actinopteri, Cypriniformes, Cyprinidae. Bases 1 to 1575 code for a protein of 524 amino acids. The record is from RefSeq and is a predicted model, not a curated record.
AUGAGCAGCAAGGUAUUUGCAACCUGGGUGGUUCUUGCUACAAGUACAUUCAUCUCACUCUCCACUCAGAGUUGUAUAACCAAGUGGUUUGACCGUGAUGACCCAAAUGGAAAUGGAGACUACGAGCUGUUGGCUGACCUUCUCAGUACAAACCCUGGAGAAAUAUGUCCGAGUCCAAUCGCAAUAGAGGCUCAGACCAUCUCCGGUCAACCAGCAUCUCAAAUCUUUCAAGUAUAUAAUCCGACAAGUGGGUUUGCUUGUGUAAACGCAAACCAAGCAGGAGUGCUUUGUGCUGAUUAUAAGGUGCGCUUCACCUGCCCAGAAGAUUGGUGUUCAAAAUGUAGGACACCCUGGUUUGACCGAGAUAAUCCCAGUGGACUGGGAGACUAUGAGACGCUGUCGUUGACCCUGAUAAAAUACCCACUACGGGUCUGCGCUCAGCCCAUCGCCAUUGAGGUCGCAACCAUUAGUGGGACUCCUGUACUGCCACCUGGAAACAAUUUUCAAGUAUAUGACCCGUUACAGGGCUUUGUGUGUGUGAAUGGGGCCUGUCAAGACUACAGGGUCCGCUUCACAUGUCCAUUGAGUUUCUGCAAAACAACGUGUGUAACCAGGUGGUUUGAUUCUGACAACCCUAAUACAAAUGGAGGCGAUUCUGAACUCUUGACUGUUCUUCUCAGUGUGUACCAUGGGUACAUCUGUCCGAAUCCACUUGGAAUUGAGGCUCAGACCAUCUCUGGCCAGCCAGCGUAUCAAACUGGAAACAUCUUUCAAGUUUAUAAUCCGACGUCUGGGUUUUCCUGUGUAAACCAAGGAGGAGUGCUUUGUGCUGAUUAUAAGGUGCGCUUCACCUGCCAAGAGGAUUGGUGUUCAAAAUGUAGGACACCCUGGUUUGACCGAGAUGACCCCAAUGGACUAGGAGACAAUGAGACGCUGUCGUUGACCCUGAUACAAUACCCACUACAGGUCUGCACUCAGCCCAUCGCCAUUGAGGUCGCGACCAUUAGUGGGACUCCGGUACUGCCACCUGGAAACAAUUUUCAAGUAUUUGAUCCACUACAGGGCUUUGAAUGCGUGAAUAAUCAGCAGGGAGGAGGGGUCUGUCAGGACUACAAGGUCCGCUACACAUGUCCGAAAAGUUUCUGUUGUAUAACUCAGUGGUUUGACCAUGAUGACCCUAAUGAUGGAAAUGGAGACAGUGAGCUCUUGGCUGACCUUCUAGGUGUAUAUCCUGAACAAAUAUGUCCAAAUCCAGUCGAUAUAUAUGUAGGGUCCGUCUCUGGCAUAUCAUCAUCUCAAACCUUUCAAGUAUAUGAUCCAGCAAUUGGGUUUGAGUGCAUCAAUUCAUAUCAAGUAGGAGGGUUAUGUGACGAUUAUAAGGUGCGCUUCAACUGCCCAGAUGAAUGGUGUUCAAAAUGUAGGACACGCUGGUUUAACCAAGGUAAACCCACUAAAUUUGGACAGUCUGAGUAUCUGCAGUCAAUCCUGUUGGCAUACCCACUACAGGUCUGCGUUGAGCCCAUCGCCAUUGAGGUGACAACCAAUGAAGGGAUCUCUUUACAGUAUGUAAUCUGA